CUUUCCCCCCUGCAUGUACCUUAAAUAUCUUCCAUGCAGUUCACAGGGUUUAAUUUUAGGCUCCGCAUGGGGUAGGAGCAAACCGUCUCUCGCUGAAGUCAAAGUCAGAGGCUUCCCAGUUUGUUCUGUCCUGAGUCACAAGUUGGACAGAGAUUUCAAUUCCUUUUGAUAUCAGCAGAAGAAAGAAACUACAGUGCGACAGUAUGUCUGACAGUAGAGACCUUGAUGAUCUCAAUGAGGAGGACAUUGAUGAGGAUGAAAUCCUCGCCAUGCUUUCACCCGAGGAGCUUAAGGAGCUCCAGAGUGAGAUGGAUGUUAUUAUUGCCCCAGAUGAGAGUGUACCAGUAGGACAGAGACAGAAGGACCAGACAGAGAAACCUCCGACAGGGACGUUCGACCACAGAUCCCUGGUUGAUUACCUCUACUGGGAGAAAGAGUCUAAGCGUAUGCUCGAGGAAGAAAGAGUGCCAGCUACUCUGCUGCCCAGUGAGAAAAGAAGGGAGGAAGCAGAAAAGGAAGAUAAAGAGGAAAGCUCAGAAGAUGUGAAAUAUGAGGUUUAUGAAGUGAUAGAGGAAAUCAUUGAAGAGGAAACUGCAGAUUGUGCAGAUGGAGAGGAAAUUAUAGAGGAGAUAAUUGAGGAAAUAGUGGAAGAAGUUGAAGAGAAAGAUGAAACGGACAAAGGAAUCGAUGUGGAUAAAGAGGAUAAGGCGAAGCUGUCUGUGGAAGACAAACCUGAAAAUACAGUCAAACAUGAGGAGUGUCUAGAUAACACAGUAAAAGUAGCAGAAGACAGUCCAGUUGACAAUCAGUCUUUGCCUGACACAGAAGAGAAGACUGAGAGUUUAGCCACAGAACACAAUGUUGAAGAGAAAGCAGAAAAUACAAAUACUAAUAAUUUACCUCCUCAAGAAGCUCCAGAGGCCCCAGAGCCAAAUGAAACCACUGAUAAGCUCCCACCCAAAGAAGAGAGAAAAAUUAACAAAUUAAAAAUUCCAAAGCUGGCCCUCAACAACAUAAAAAUGACAUCAAGACCUUCAGGAAAUGAGACAAACUUGGAGUCGACGCUUGACAAGCUCCGCAACAACAACCCCUCGGUCACUGAGGUGAACCUCAACAACAUAGAAAACAUUCCCAAAGAGAUGCUCCUGGACUACGUCAAUGCCUUAAAGAAAAAUAAACAUGUGAAAACGUUCAGUAUAGCAAACACUGGUGUGGAUGAAAACAUUGCUUUCAGCCUGGCCAACAUGCUACGAGAGAAUCGCAGCAUUACGACUUUGAACAUCGAGUCCAACUUCAUAACCGGAAAGGGCAUCGUCGCCAUCAUCCGCUGCCUCCAGUUCAACGAGACUCUCACUGAGCUGCGGUUUCACAACCAGAGGCACAUGCUGGGUCACCACGCAGAGAUGGAGAUCUCCCGCCUGCUCAAGGCCAACAACACCCUUCUGAAGAUGGGCUACCACUUUGAGCAACCAGGUCCAAGGAUGGUGGUGACCAACCUUUUGACCAGGAAUCUUGAUCGCCAGAGGCAGCUGAGGAAGGAGGAGCAGAAGCAGCAGCAGCUAAAGGAGCAGAGGGAGCUGAUGCACAUGUAUGAGAACAGCCUCAACCUGCCUCCCGGUUUACUUGAGAUGUUGGGAUACAUACCACCUCUGGAACUCCUACAGGAGCACGGGCUCGUCCCACCCUCAUCGGAGCUGAACACCGUACCUCAACCGCACCAACAACCAGAGCAGCCAGAGCAGCCAGAGCCACAGAAGCAGCCAAAACACAAAAGCAUUCCCAAACAACCCAGUGCCGAACCAAAGAACACAUUAAGAGACGUCCAGCUGAAGAGGACCCCCAAGAAACGCGAUCCAUUUCUGGACCUGGACCCGAGGGAUUGUGGGAGACCAGAGAGGGCAAGUUUCCAACUGAGAAAGACUCCCAAAGUGAAGGAUGCAGGCAGCGAAGGGAUGACAGAUGGAAAACCCAACCUGACUGACGUGAUAAAGACUUUGAAGCCUGUCCCUCGCAGACGAGUGCCUCCAAAGGUUGACCUCACUCCUCGAGAUCAGCUCCUAGAUGAGAUCAAGAAGAGCAACGUGGCCUAUCUCAAAGCUGUGCCGCUCCCCAAAGCCCUGGAAUCAAGUGAAACAAGUCUCUUUUCAGACUUAUAAGACUUCUUCACCACACUGUAUGUUUGUUUUACACACACUUAGAAUUAGUCACUCCACAUGAACAGCACAAAUGAUGAGUGAACUAUAUCGUUGUUACAUAGAGUUCUGGUUGGUUUUUGUUCCACUCCUGUAUUAUCUCAAUAAAUACUACGGUCUUGAGAAAGACAAUAUUAAUGUUACACAUUAUAUACCACAUUAAUUGUACAUUCACACAUGCUAUUACUUUCGUUUGCUAUUGCUUAAAUACAGAGCAUAGAAAAAAUGUUGUUUAUUCACAAGUCCUAUUAUUAUGUAAUGUCUAGUAACAAUUUCUUUGUGCUAAAAAUGUAUUAAUAAAAAGGCUUGUUUGAUUACAUUUUAGAUUAUUAACUUUGGCACAAAUAUGAUCAAUGCAUUUGUAUUUUAAUACAUUAAAAAAAAAAAAGACCUUCUA
Stegastes partitus (bicolor damselfish) is the source of this 2589-nucleotide messenger RNA. It is a transcript of the gene lmod3, whose product is annotated as leiomodin 3 (fetal). NCBI's taxonomy places the organism in Eukaryota, Metazoa, Chordata, Actinopteri, Pomacentridae. Gene Ontology annotation, cellular component: myofibril; cytoskeleton; striated muscle thin filament. The transcript has 3 exons. Gene Ontology annotation, biological process: pointed-end actin filament capping; actin filament organization; muscle contraction. Gene Ontology annotation, molecular function: tropomyosin binding. The record is from RefSeq and is a predicted model, not a curated record. Bases 204 to 2156 code for a protein of 650 amino acids.